This is a messenger RNA of Dovyalis caffra, 1596 nucleotides long. NCBI's taxonomy places the organism in Eukaryota, Viridiplantae, Streptophyta, Magnoliopsida, Malpighiales, Salicaceae. The record is from the annotation of a GenBank genome assembly.
AUGUCGCGGCAAAAUGGUUUCCCGGUUGCGGAAAAAUCGGAUUCUGACCAGAGCAUUUCUGAUGAGGAAGAUUUCGACGUCGAUUUGGGGGAGAAUCGUGUUUCUUUGACUGGGAGUACAAAGAAAGAGGAAGGAUGGGAACUUCAAUCACGACUGGAUAUGCUUCGAGAUGAGGCUGAGAUGCCUGAUUUUCCUAGUAAGGGUGGUUUCUUUUUUUCCCCAAGCAAAGGAUCUGCUCGUAACUCAAAAGAUGAAGUUGCCUGUGAUGAUGAGGAUAAUUAUGCUUUUUUAGAAUAUCCCAUUAUCUCUAGUGACAAGAAGUUUGAUAAAGAUAAUAGUCGUCGAGGAUUUGGAAGCGAGAAGCAAGCUGAAGCAUACACAUGGUCCAUCGUGAAUAAGGAAGCUGAGACACUAAUCAGUUUGAAUGAGAAUGCACUGUCUUCCCAUUCUGCAUACUCCAAAGCAAACAAAUCUCACAAAGGAAAUGCCCAGCUUGUGUAUGUUGAGUUGCUAGGGAGGAUGGGUAUGCAUUUGCUUAUAAACCUGGACUAUGCUGCAUCACGUGUAAGAGGCAAAGCCAAGCCAAAAUUUGCUUUUCAUUUUCAAUCACACAAGGAUGGACUUUCCCAACCUUUUGUUUCUAAAGAUGCUGUCUCAUCCAUGGUUGAUGAUGGGCCUGAAAGAUCUGAAACAAUUGAGCUUAAAAUUUUAGAAGAGAUUGAGCCUGCUGAAGAUGAUGCUCUUGGCGAUGGCUUUGUUGACCAUUCAAUGGCUGAACUUUUAGAUGACCUUCGCGAUAAGAAUAUUCUUCCAAGAGGAAAUUCUAAAAUGGUUAGCAUUCUUCUAUUCAUUGAUGAUGAAGAUCAACCUGAGCCGAUGGCUGGAUCAUCUAGUGAUGACAAGAUUAAUUAUCAAAACAUAAACUUUGCUGACCUGGAGAUAAAGAAGCAAACUAUGGCUGAUCUCAUUCAUGAAGCUUUAGCUGCUUCCUCUGUGAGUAAUGAAGGGGUCUUUAUCACAGCAGCUAAACCAUCAGGCAUUGGGUUGUCUGGGAAGUUGCAGCGGGUCGUUCAGAGUGAAAAGGAAAGAGACACUGAGUUUCUGAAAAAGCUACAGAUAGGAGCCAGCCCAAACAGUGAACCGUGCUCCAUUGUUGUAAAGAUCUUGUCGAGAUACUUUGAUGCAAAGCUGAUAGUUUGUCACUGCACUUUUGGCGAGAAUAUAAAGGGCUCCAAGUCACCAGAGAGCUCCAAAACAUUUGUUGAUAGCGGAAGAACUAGGACUGUUAUUUUUACUCCAAGAGUUUGCAGCAGUGUUGACCUUGACCCAGAGAGAAUGAAGAAUAAGCCCCUGGAGAUAACUAUAAUCUCCGGAGUAGGCCUAAAGAAGGUCGAACACCUUUCUAAAAUGAACGUCUAUGUAGUUGCUAUUAUCUCCAGCGACCCUACCACCGAGCAAAAAACAGCCAUAGACAGAUACGCGGUUAGUCUGGAAAACAGAGGGGAACCCAAUGUACCCUACAACACCUUAUUCGCCUUCAAGGUAUCCUCGGUAGGGUAUAUAUCAACCACCAGAAAACGCAGGAGGAUACGGUAA